AUGUCUACUACUUCAUUAUAUCGAACUCGAAAUAAAGAAGAAACAAAUGUAACGAUAUUAGAACACUUACCUAACGAGAUUUUACUCAUUUUGUUCGAAUAUUUUAAUGGUAUUGACCUUCUUCAGACAUUUUAUGAUCUCAAUUCUCAUUUGAAUCUUCUUCUUUACAAACAAUUUCAAUUGUAUUGUUUCAAUUUUAAAUCUAUAUCAAAAUGUACCUUCGAUCUAAUAUGUCAACAACAUUUACCGUUCAUUGCAAAUAAAGUUAUUUCUCUUGCAUUCUCUGAUUAUCGUGAUACACCAAAACAAAUGAGUCUAUUUUUUUCUUAUAUACCAUCACUCCAUCGAUUCACUCAAUUGCAAUCACUUACUUUAUCUAACAUUCAUUCAUAUGAUACAGUAGUACAAUUUCUCAAUGAAUGUCAUUAUCUUUAUAAUCUCAUUCAUUUAACUUUCUAUUUUUAUUCUUUUUUAACCUCCUCAGUUGAUCUUCAAUUAAUUAUUGAUAAAAUCUGGAGUUUACCAAAACUCACUUACUGUCAUUUUGAUGUUAGAAUCGAAAGACAACCAAAUUUUUGUCUACCAACAAUUAUUUCCUCAUCUCUUAAAUAUCUAUAUCUACCUCACAGUAAACUUCAAUGGAAUCAAGUAAAUCGAUUAUUUCACUACGUACCUGAACUUAAACAUCUUUCGAUACUUAAUGAACCAUCUGUUGUCGACAAUUAUAUACUAUUGCCACCUCCAGGUCUAAUUAAAUUAAACUUUUAUUGUCCUGAUAAAUCAAUCAUUUCGAAACUUGAUAUACUUUUACAAAAUAUGUCUAAUUUAUAUUAUUUGCAUAUCCGUCUUAAACAUAGUCUAAUUAACGGUUACAAAUGGGAACAAAUUAUUCGUAUUCAUUUGCCAAAACUUAAAAUAUUUCGACUAAGAAUGAAUAAAGCAUUUUUUAACAAUCCAAAUAUACAAUUACAAAGACAAGUCGAUAAAUUAAUAAAUUCAUUUCGAAGUUCAUUUUGGAUUAAUGAACGACAAUGGUUUUUUCGAUGUUUUACAUGGAAGAAAAUCAUCGUUCUCCAUAGUCUUUGUAGUACAUAUAAUUAUCACGGAUGUAUAACUCCUGACUUUUGGCAAUCAACAUCUCCACAUGAUAAUCAACAACAAUUUCAUAAUGAGAUAACUAGCAUUGAUAGCGAAACAUUUCUUAAUGAAUUAGUUUCAUUAAAUAUUUGUUUAUCUAACAUUGAUCAUCUUACUAUAAAACUUCCUAUCAAUGAAAAAAUUUGGUCAAUAUUUUCAAAUUUCAAUCGACUUCACUCACUUACUGUAUUAUCUCAUACUGACACUUUUCAAUUUGAACUUCAGAUUUUAUUAGAUCGAGCACCUCAUCUUCGAAUACUUAGAUUGGGACAAGAUGGAUCAUUACCAUUACACUUGUCAUUAUUCAAUUAUAGAAAUACGUCAGUUCGUGAACUAAAUUUAAUUGGCUGUGACUAUUGUUUCAAUGAAGAAGAAUGUAUUUUAUUCAGUCAUUCAUCUUUAGGCGUACAAUGUGAAGUUCUUUUCAUUGAAGUUAAUAAUCGUGAAACUAUCAUUCAUCUCGUUAAACAUAUGAUCAAACUUCGAGUACUAUAUAUUUGUUACGAUGAUGGAAUGAAUUGGGAAAAUUUGAAAAUGAAAACAGCAGCACAAUAUGAUGAAUGUUAUAAAACAGCAAGACAGAUGAUCGAUCAACUUGUUCAAUGGUUAAAAGAUCAUUUACCGUCGACAUAUUUGGUCAUUAAUGAUCCACAUUACAGUAGCAAUGUUAUUUCAAUAUGGAUUUAG
This is a messenger RNA of Rotaria sp. Silwood1, 1824 nucleotides long. Lineage: Eukaryota; Metazoa; Rotifera; Eurotatoria; Philodinida; Philodinidae. The record is from the annotation of a GenBank genome assembly.